This is a messenger RNA of Laetiporus sulphureus 93-53, 834 nucleotides long. RefSeq lists its product as uncharacterized. The record is from RefSeq and is a predicted model, not a curated record. Lineage: Eukaryota; Fungi; Basidiomycota; Agaricomycetes; Polyporales; Laetiporaceae. Bases 8 to 445 code for a protein of 145 amino acids. The transcript is spliced from 3 exons.
UCACGCUAUGCUCGCCUCUAUCAAACGUCUUGCCACUCUCGGCUGUUUUGUAGCCUCUGCAUUUGCGCAGAACAUUGACAUUAGUCAGCCUGUGUCCGGAACAACUGUCAGUGCAGGUAGCGACCUCAUUGUGCGGAUUGACAAGCCGGACAGUCUCACUGGUUCAGUCGAAGUCGGCCUUGCUAUCAAUCUCAUCUCCUGUGCGGAUUUCGGUGGCUGCGCUAAUUUUGAUCCCAUUGAGCGUCUCGGCAACACUCUCUACACUGGCCCGUUCAAUCCCACCUACCAGUCUGGCGACUAUUAUCCGUACGAGAACUUCACCGUUCCGAUUCCGGCGGGUUUUGCUUCAGGCGAGGCCGUUCUGAGCGCCACCCACUUCGUGCUUGUCGGCGCUAGCCCACAACCUUACUUGCAGACAGCGAAUGAGACGAUCAUGAUUGCUUGAACUUAAUGAUUCGAUAGCUGCUCGAUGACCUCAGACGUUGUUGAUUACUACUGAUUGAUCUCUCUCGAUAGUAUCUUGAUGACCUAUUCAUGCCCACAUUAGUAUUGAACGACCAUCCCUUAUAGUACUAGUAGUUUUGGUUGAAUAGGAAGCAAAUCAAUAAUGUUACUCCGAAGUAACUCAUUUGGCACAACUAUACUGUGUCGCUCUUCAAUCCCCGGACUAUGUGCUAGCCCGAUGCUCGGCCCCUGUGAGCUCGACCCGUUGUUUCAAAUCUUUCACGGUGACGCCUGUUCCAUUUUAAUGUGCACGCUGCUGCGGUUGCGCGCGACCAACCUGUUCUACUGUUUCUUUCACUUGCAAUUCAUGGCCUGCAAUUUUCUUGGUCA